Messenger RNA from Ogataea philodendri, 870 nucleotides. RefSeq lists its product as uncharacterized. The record is from RefSeq and is a predicted model, not a curated record. The transcript has a single exon. Gene Ontology annotation, molecular function: methyltransferase activity. NCBI's taxonomy places the organism in Eukaryota, Fungi, Ascomycota, Pichiomycetes, Pichiales, Pichiaceae. Bases 1 to 870 code for a protein of 289 amino acids. Gene Ontology annotation, biological process: ubiquinone biosynthetic process.
AUGGUGGGAAUCUGGAGAUCCAGUUUGCGCCAGACAGGACGUCUUUCAAGACAAUUCGGCACGAGCCGUGCUGUCCGGGACGACCAAAUGACCCACUUUGGUUUUAAGACGGUGCCUCAGGACCAAAAGGAGUCGCUAGUGAGAGGAGUGUUUUCUUCUGUUGCCUCGAAAUACGACGUGAUGAACGACGUGAUGUCGCUCGGUAUCCACAGACUGUGGAAAAAACAUCUGAUUGAGAAAUUGGACUGCGGAAUGAGACCAAACUCCUCAGACCCGCUCCAUUUCCUUGACGUGGCCGGUGGAACAGGCGAUAUUGCGUUUGGGUUGCUGGACCACGCCAAACAGAAGUACGGAGACAACGAGUCCACCAUGGUCGUUGCCGACAUCAACCCAGAGAUGCUGGCCGAGGGAGCAAAGAGAUGUCUGUCUACAAGCUAUGCUAACUCGCCAAGAAUCCAAUUCCUAGAACAAAACGGUGAAAAGCUCGACGCUAUCGAGGACAACUCCAAGGACGUUUACACCAUCGCUUUUGGUAUCAGAAACUUCACCAACAUCCAGGCCGGUCUUGACACCGCCUACCGUGUUCUCAAGCCGGGAGGAAUCUUUGCAUGCCUGGAAUUCUCCCAGGUUGACAACCAGGCGCUCGACUACAUCUACCAAACCUACUCGUUUUCGCUGCUACCUUUAAUGGGCCAACUGAUCGCUAACGAUAGAGACUCGUACCAGUACCUCGUCGAGAGUAUCCAGAGAUUCCCUAACCAAGAAACGUUUGCCAACAUGAUCAGAAAGGCCGGUUUCUACGUGCCAGGCAAGGGAUACGAGAACCUCACUUUCGGAGUGGCUGCCAUCCAUAUUGGUGUCAAGUUGUAA